UUCUGUCGUUCAGCGUGUCGUUCAGCGUGUCGUUCAGCGUGUCAUUUCUGUCGUUUCUGUCGUUCUGUCCUUCCAAGCUCAUUGCAUAACAUUCUGUUACUUCAGGAAAAAAGGAAAAAAGGAAACCAAGAAAGACAAGAAAAAGAAAGACAAAGAGAAGGAGGAGAAGAAGGAGGAGAAAGCCAAAACAGAGGAGUAUGUUUUCCUAAUCGCCUCGUGGAGCUCUGCGUGCGUUUACGUUGCUGAUGUUUUAUUUGGAGCGAUGUGUUCUCACUCCUCCAUCAGGCCGAGGCAGAUCUACGUGAUCGACCCUGCGGGAGACACGUACUACCACUGGCUGCUUGUCAUUACCUGCCCUGUCAUCUACAACUGGGUGCUCAUCAUAGCCAGAGCUUGUUUCGAGGAGUUGCAGCGUGACUAUUUGAUUCUGUGGUUUGUCCUUGAUUUCGUGUCGGACAUGACCUACCUGGCAGACAUGAUCUUCAGGACUCGGACAGGGUAUCUGGAGCAGGGUCUGUUGGUUAAAGAUGAACUCAAGCUACGAGCACGGUACAAGGGGAGCUCCCAGUUCAGACUAGACCUGAUCUGUAUGAUCCCCACGGACAUUUUGUACCUCUACUUCGGCAUCAAGUACCCGGAGAUCCGCAUGAACAAGCUCCUUCGUGUCAAUCGCUUGUUCGAGUUCUUCCAGCGGACGGAGACGCGGACCAACUUCCCCAACGUGUUCCGAAUCUCCAACCUUGUCAUGUACAUCGUCAUUAUCAUACACUGGAAUGCCUGCCUCUACUAUUCCGUUUCCAAAGCCAUCGGCUUCGGGGCCGACAGGUUCGUCUACCCGGACCCAGCGGACCCGGAGUUCGGCCGGCUGGUCAGGAAGUACGCGUACAGCAUGUACUGGUCUACCCUCACCCUCACCACUAUCGGUGAGACUCCGCCCCCGGAGAAAAACUCCGAGUACUUCUUCGUGGUGGCCGACUUCCUGAUCGGAGUGCUGAUCUUUGCCACCAUCGUUGGCAACGUGGGCUCCAUGAUCACCAACAUGAACGCGGCACGGGCCGACUUCCAGGCCCGCAUUGAUGCCAUCAAGCAGUACAUGAGCUUCCGGAAGGUCACCAAAGACCUGGAGAAGCGCGUCAUCAAGUGGUUCGACUACUUGUGGACCAACAAAAAGGCGGUGGACGAGCGGGAGGUGCUGAAGUUCCUGCCGGACAAGCUGCGAGUGGAGGUGGCCAUCAAUGUGCACCUGGACACGCUGAAGAAGGUGCGCAUCUUUGCGGACUGCGAGGCCGGGCUGCUGGUGGAGCUGGUGCUGAAGCUGCAGCCGCAGGUCUACGGCCCCGGCGACUACGUCUGCAAGAAGGGCGACAUCGGCCGCGAGAUGUACAUCAUCAAGGAGGGAAAGCUGGCCGUGGUGGCCGACGACGGGGUCACGCAGUUUGUCGUCCUGAGUGAUGGCAGCUACUUCGGAGAGAUCAGCAUCCUCAACAUCAAAGGCAGCAAAGCCGGCAACCGCAGGACGGCCAACAUCCGGAGCAUUGGAUACUCGGACCUGUUCUGCCUGUCCAAGGACGACCUGAUGGAGGCGAUGAAGGAGUAUCCAGAAGCCAAGGCCCUGCUGGAGGAGAAGGGGCGACAGAUCCUCAUGAAGGACAACCUGCUGGACCUGGAGGUGGCCCAGCAGGGCCCGGACCCCGAGGACACAGAGGAGAAGGUGCUGAGGAUCGGCAGCGUGCUGGAGGAAAUGCAGACGCGGGUCGCUCGGCUCCUCGCCCAGCACGAGGCCCAGCAGAACCGCCUGAAGAGACGCAUCGCCAAGCUGGAGAGCACGGUCACCUCCUCCACCCGCGGGGCCACCUCCGACACGCUCGAGAAGGAGGAGGUGUAGAAGAAGAGGAGAAGAAGGAGGAGAAGCAGAGGACAAGUUGUGUGUUUGUGCCCACAGUGCUCAGACUGAAAGGGAAGAACUCACUGUGGAAAAGGACCAGGACAGGAACACGGGAGUCUAAUGCCACUCCUCCACAGGGCUUGUGCGUUUGGACACUAGGCUCACAGUGAAGUUGUUAAACCUCUUGAGGUGUUUGUUGUUGUUUGAGAUGCUAGCCUUGGUGUUUGCUGCUGUUUGAGAAGCUAGCGUUUGGUGUUUGUUUUUGUCUGAGAAGCUAGCAUUUGGUGGUGUUGUUUGAGAAGCUAGCUUUUGGUGUUUGUUGUUGUCUGAGAAGAUAGCGUUUGGUGUUUGCUGCUGUUUGAGAAGCUAGGGAUUGGUGUUUGUUGUUGUCUGAGAAGCUAGCGUUUGGUGUUUGUUUUUGUCUGAGAAGCUAUCAUUUGAUGUUGUUGUUUGAGAAGCUAGCGUUUUGUGUUUGUUGUUGUUUGAGAAGCUAGCGUUUGGUGUUUGUUGUUGUUUGAGAAACUAGCUUGGGCUUUAUCUGGAGCAGGUGAAGGAGCAGCUUUGAUCUCCCACACCUGCUUUGUAACAAUGCAGCUCUUUACAUUUCAAAUGUAUUUGCUUAUUUUAUACUGAUGUGGAACUCAGUUUCUCUACGGCCUGAAUGGAGCUGUUUGAGUUUACUACCAAACAAUAUUAUUAAGAAAAUAUUUGACGAUCAAAUAGAAUACUGUAAGGCUUUUUUAAAACCAAACAUGUAACUUAUGUGUAAUAUAUUUUAGUAUGUUGUUCAUAUGUAAAUGACACUGACUCAAAGGUGUAUUAUAUGGUAUUUUAUAAAUGUAGUUAAAUUAGAGUCACCAAACUUGUCUCUAGCUGUUGUUUAGGUUAUAAAACAUGUAAACUCUUGUUAAACAUGUAAAACUGCUGCAGAGGUUUGUGUUAAUAGCGGUCAGUAGCAUAGGCACUGCAGUCAAGAGUGACCUGCCUUUCUGAUGUAAGAAGUUUAUCUUAAAUUACACUGUGGUAUCCCCUAGUGCACAUUUUAACAGCAAUUGUCCAUUCUGAAUAGCACAUUGGCAUAACUAUUCAAAGUGAAAACUAGAAUAUGACUGAUACUGUAUGUUGCGAUUACUGUAUGUGAGCUAUAAAACAGUAAGACAUAGGCCUACUUUGCUUGUAUCCAGUGUAUGUACACGCCAAACCAAAUAUAAAGAAAACCAUAACGAAUAAAAUAUUUUUG
Messenger RNA from Electrophorus electricus (electric eel), 3125 nucleotides. It is a transcript of the gene cnga1b, whose product is annotated as cyclic nucleotide gated channel subunit alpha 1b. Gene Ontology annotation, biological process: monoatomic cation transmembrane transport. Gene Ontology annotation, cellular component: plasma membrane; intracellular cyclic nucleotide activated cation channel complex. The record is from RefSeq and is a predicted model, not a curated record. Gene Ontology annotation, molecular function: protein-containing complex binding; intracellularly cGMP-activated cation channel activity; intracellularly cAMP-activated cation channel activity. Lineage: Eukaryota; Metazoa; Chordata; Actinopteri; Gymnotiformes; Gymnotidae.